CAUGAGUGAUACUGUAGAUUGGUGAGUCUGUUGUGGAGUAGAGUUUAAAAAAUGUAAAUAAACCACUUUUAUCAUAAUUCAAAACAUUGUUUUGAUAAAAAAACUUCUCCUUUUUUGAAUUUGGUUUAAAAUAUCCAUUUCUGCUCAGUAAGAAUAAAGUUUUCUUUUGGAUUCUGUUGUUUAUGAAGGAGAUCAACACUUUGAUAACUAAACCGAUGCAACAACAAACACAAGUUCAAAACAAUCACUUCCUUUCUACAAUAUAACUAGUUCCGUAUAAGAAGAAGUAUGGAUCUGAAGAAUAAGUCUCAAAAAACCAAAAUUCAACAGUUUUACGAGGGAAAGGUAGUUUUAUUGACAGGCGGAACGGGAUUCCUAGGAAAAGUAUUGAUAGAAAAACUUCUACGCAGCUGUCCUAAUAUUGCUCAGUUAUAUUUGCUUGUGAGGGAGAAGAAUAGUCAGAGUUCUGAGGACAGACUCAAAGUUCUUCUAGAAGAUCCAAUAUUCUCAAGGUUGAAGAGGGAGAACCCAAGAUUUGCAGAGAAACUGUCAGUGGUACAUGGAGAAUUACACGAGCCUAUGUUAGGCCUUAGUGAGAGCCAUAUAACUUUGCUCUCUCAAAGUGUAGAUGUUGUCCUCCAUUCGGCGGCGAGCGUCAGGUUCAAUGAACACCUUAGUGAUGCGAUCAUUACCAAUGUGUAUGGGACCAAACAGCUCUGUCUACUGGCACAGAACAUGGUCAAACUCAAGGCACUGGUCUAUGUAUCCACAGCAUUCUCUAACUGUGACUCUUCCAUUAUACCGGAGGAAAUCUGUCCAUCUUCUAUCUGUCCUGAUAUACUCAUUGUCUUGUCGGAACUUUUGGACAAGAGAUUACUGGAUGACAUCACACCAAGGUUUGUUGAAUAUGUUCAUUUCUUACAGAGAGGUCAAUCAAAAUUCUUUAUAGUGUUACCCGUCUUAUUGACAUGCUUGAUAUUGUACAGUUUGUUAGGAUCCAAGCCAAACACCUAUAUUUACACCAAGAAUGCUGCUGAAGUGGUCAUCAAAAGGUUUAGGACCACUCUACCGGUUGCAAUUCUGAGACCCUCUAUAGUAGUGGCAGCCCUGUCUGAACCCUUUCCAGGAUGGUUAGACAACGUUCAGGGAGCUAACUAUGUGGUUGCCAGUUUCUCAACAGGACUUUUGCGAAGUUUCCUGAGCAACCAAUAUGCAGUGGCAAACCUUGUACCUGUAGACUACACUGCCAAUGCCAUCCUUGCCCUCGCAUUCAGUGUUGCUACUCAACAGUGGCAGACUCCACAAGAUGAGGAAAUCCCUGUGGUAAACUUUGUACCCACGAAGAACAACACUAUGACAUGGUGUGACUUUACUGAGAAGCUUGUGAAAUAUGUCAGGAUGUACCCCUCAACCAACCUGAUGUGGUACCCUUUCCUGUGCCAGCCUCAGUCAGUGUGUGUAGCCUCAGUACAGAACAUGUUGCUACACCAUCUGCCUGCCAAGGUCAUUGACUUCUUGAGCAAGCAGUGCGGUCAUUCUACUAGGUUGCAACACAUCUACAACCGCCUGGAUAAAUAUUCUGAUGUCGUGAGAUACUUCUCCUGCCAGCAUUUCCAGUUCCAGGAGGACAACCAGAAGCUCUUGUGGGAGAGCCUGGAGCCCAGGGACCAGUUGGAGUUCCCAUUCAACAUGACCGAGAUCUCGUGGGAAAUUGUGAUGGCCGAAUAUGUCCGAGGAUGUAGAGAGUAUUACCUUAGAGAACAACCCACUUCAGUAGUCAGAGGCAGACAGAGACUCCGGAGGUUGUACUUCAUUCACUUGUUGACAAAUACAUCAUUGCUACUUGCGUCUGCCAACAUCAUAUGGUUCAUGUGCGGAUGCCUGGGCCAAUUGGCAAGAAAAUGGGUAUAGUUAUAACUGAAGAUGAGAAAGAAUAACAACAUUCAUUGCACCUAUCUGACUGUCAAAUGUAAUCCUAUGAUACAAUGUAAACGUCACAUUAAUAAUAAGAAUUUGUAAUUCUCCCAUUGAACUCUAAUAAAAUUUAAUGUAUGUUACAAACAUAAAAUUCUUGCCAAUA
Molecule: messenger RNA, 2080 nt
Organism: Homalodisca vitripennis (glassy-winged sharpshooter)
Lineage: Eukaryota; Metazoa; Arthropoda; Insecta; Hemiptera; Cicadellidae
Product: putative fatty acyl-CoA reductase CG5065
Exons: 8
Coding region: 289-1911 (540 amino acids)
Biological process (GO): long-chain fatty-acyl-CoA metabolic process
Cellular component (GO): peroxisome
Molecular function (GO): alcohol-forming very long-chain fatty acyl-CoA reductase (NADP+) activity
Source: RefSeq, a predicted model, not a curated record